AUGAAAAGAUUGGUAGCAUCAAACUUCAAGAAAGCAUGCACCAUACUCUCUUUUUGCUUGUUUGUUCAUUAUUUGGUUUUAUCAUCAAAUGCUGCUUCUGCUACAGAAGCUACUGCUCUUCUCAAAUGGAAAUAUACCCUUUCAAACAAAACCCAAUCUCACCUACAUUCAUGGACUUCUCUUCCCAAUGCUUCUUCUAAUUCAAUCCAUAGUACAAACCCUUGUACUUGGUUUGGUAUUACUUGCAAUCCUGCUGGAAGGAUUGUCAAAAUGAACCUUACUAGCUUUAGCUUACAAGGUACGCUUCAUGGAUUUUCUUUUUUGUCUUUUCCAAAUCUCGUGUAUCUUGAUCUCUCUAUGAACGCUUUAUCUGGGAACAUUCCGCCCCAAAUUAGCGGCCUGUCUAAAAUCAACUAUCUUGAUUUGUCCUUUAACCUAUUGUCAGGAAAAAUCCCACCGGAAAUAGGCUGCCUAAACUCUUUAGCCCAGCUUGGUCUUUCGCAAAACCGUUUAGAAGGACAUAUCCCUACUUCUUUAGGAAAUUUAAGAAAUCUUACCCUUCUGUACCUCUAUCAAAAUCAACUUUCUGGCUCUAUUCCUAAAGAACUAGGUCGCCUAAAUUCUCUAACCAACCUUUCUCUUUUCCAAAACCGUUUAGAAGGUCUCAUCCCCACUUCUUUAGGAAAUUUGAGAAAUCUUAUCUUUCUAGACCUUGCUCAAAACAGUUUAGAAGGUCUCAUCCCACAAGGAAUCGGUUCCAUGAACAUGACAAGUUUGCAACUUAGUGGAAACCAAUUUACCGGCUCCUUGCCCGAAGGCAUUUGUCAUGAUGGUUCACUUCAAUAUUUUGCAAUCUCCAACAAUGGUUUUAGAGGUCAAGUUCCACAAAGCCUAAAAAAUUGCACGAGUUUAAAGAGAGUCUUCUUGAAUGGAAACCAACUCACUGGAGAUAUAUCUCAAGUCUUUGGCUCUUAUCCAAACUUGAUCUACAUAGAUCUAAGCCGCAAUAACUUUUAUGGCAAGAUCUCAAGUAAUUGGGGGCAAAGUCUAAAAUUAGGGACUCUAAAAAUGAGUGGGAACAACAUUAGUGGUAGCAUACCACCGGAGAUUGGAAACUGCAUUAAACUACAUGUGGUUGAUCUUUCUUUAAAUCAUAUUGUUGGGGCAAUUCCAAAGGAACUUGGAAAGUUGAAUUCUCUAGAGAAGUUGUGGUUAAAUGGAAAUCAUCUCUCUGGUGCUAUACCUAUAGAAUUCGAGUCUUUGACCAAUCUCGAAUUCCUAGACAUAUCCUCGAACAAAAUGUGCAAGUCACUCCCAUGUAAUAUUGGGAAGUGCUUCUCAAAAUUGAUUCACUUCAAUUUAAGCCAUAACAAUUUCAGUGAAGAGCUUCCCAUCUUGCUUAUGAGCUUAGUUCAUCUCUCCAAACUAGAUUUAAGCUACAACUCUUUGACUGGAGAGAUACCUUUAGAAAUCAACAUAAUGCAAAGCUUGGAGGUGCUCAAUCUCUCUCACAAUCAUCUUUCCGGCGUUAUUCCGACUACCAUUCGAGAAAUGUAUGGUUUGUCGUAUGUCGAUGUAUCCUACAAUGAGUUACAUGGCCCAAUUCCCAACAGCAAAGCAUUUUUAGAUGCUCCAUUGGGAGCCUUGCAAGGUAACAAGGGAUUGUGCGGUAACGUUAAAGGGCUGCCCCCAUGCAAACAUUUAUCAAAAAAGGGCCACAAAACUAUGUUCGUAAUCAUUUUCCCUCUUUUGGGAUCACUUUUGGCUUUAUUUGUUUUCUUCCAAGUUCUUCGAAUUUUGCAAAGAGGAAAGAAAGAUCGAUAUCCCCAAUUAGAACAAAGCGACAAGCACAAAGAAGGAUUUCUUUUUGUGUCAAGUAGUACUUUCGAUGGAAGAAAAAUGUAUGAAGAGAUCAUAAGAGCAACUGAAGCGUUUAAUGAGAUAUAUUGCAUUGGGGAGGGAGCAUAUGGAAGAACAUACAAAGCAAUAUUGUCAUCAGGUGUUAUGGUAGCUGUGAAGAAACUCCACCAACUACUCGAUGAUGAGCAAAGAUUCCAAAAGGCAUUCUUAAAUGAGAUUAAGGCAUUAAUAGAAGUACGACAUCGAAAUAUCGUCAAACUUCAUGGCUUCUGUUCACAUAUUCGACAUUCGUUUCUGGUAUACGAGUGUUUAGAAAUGGGUAGUUUGGCAAGAAUCUUGAAAAUUGAAGAAGAUGCUAAAGAAUUAGACUGGAGUAAGAGAUUGAAUAUUGUCAAAGGCGUGGCUUAUGCGUUGUCUUACAUGCACCAUGAUUGCUCACCACCAAUAAUUCAUCGGGAUAUUAAAAGUAGUAACAUCUUGUUGGAUUCUCAAUAUGAGGCUCAUGUUUCAGAUUUUGGCACUGCUAAAAUUCUAGAGCUAGAUUCAUCCAAUUGGACUUCCCUUGCAGGCACAUACGGAUAUAUAGCACCGGAACUUGCUUAUACAAUGAAGAUAACCGAUAAAUGUGAUGUAUAUAGCUUUGGUGUGUUGGCAUUAGAAGUGAUAAUGGGAAAGUAUCCGGGUGAUUUCAUCUGCUCAGUUAAGUCAUCUCCAUCAGUUGAGAUGAGCAUUCAACUGAAAGAUGUGUUGGACCAACGCCUUCCAUUUCCAACGCCCCAAGUUGAGGCUGAGCUCAUAAGGGUUGCAAAGAUUGCUACUGAAUGCUUAAAUGAACUUGCAGAAUCCAGGCCAACUAUGCACAUGAUUUCUAAAGUAUUAGCAGUGGCCCGAGCCCCAAACUAUGGCAGUCUCCAGCUUGAACCAUCUUUUGAAUGAAGUUCCACCAAGAAAGUCAUGUUCAAGAAGACUUACUAAUUAUAUUUUGUGUACAACUGGUUCAAUAUUUUCUUUUUUCCUAGCAUUUUUUUUGGAGUGUCGUUUUUCCUACUAAUAAAUGUAGUUUCACUCGAUUUUAAUAUCUUA
Molecule: messenger RNA, 2943 nt
Organism: Carya illinoinensis
Lineage: Eukaryota; Viridiplantae; Streptophyta; Magnoliopsida; Fagales; Juglandaceae
Product: MDIS1-interacting receptor like kinase 2-like
Exons: 2
Coding region: 1-2796 (931 amino acids)
Biological process (GO): protein phosphorylation
Molecular function (GO): protein binding; ATP binding; protein kinase activity
Source: RefSeq, a predicted model, not a curated record